AUAAUUUCUCUCUCUCUCUCUCUCUCUCUCUUUCUCUCUCCUAUAUAUAUAUAUAUAUAUAUAUAUGUACUGUGGUUGGAGAUGUUGAAUGCGGUGAGGUUGCAGGUUUCUGCAAGGCCGAUUUGCAGCUGUGGAAGGAACGGCGCCGUCGCUUCUUCUCACCGCCGGUUGAGUGUCCGGCUACCAACCCGCCGCUAUUUCGCUUCAUUCACUGUUCAGUCGUCCGAGAAUGUGUCGUCCGAGCCGUCGGCUUCGUCUCAGCUUACGUCCGCAAUCGGAUCCUCGUCUGCGCUUCAACCCUCUCAGUGGACCCUCACUCACCGCCACAUUCACUUCCUCAGUUACAUAGCCUGCGCCGCAGCAAUUUCUGCGACAUGGCUCUUCUGCUCAGCAAUUCCAACGCUUCUGGCCUUUAAGAGAGCUGCUGAGUCACUGGAAAAGCUAAUGGAUGCUACGAGGGAGGAGCUGCCUGACACAAUGGCUGCUGUUCGAUUGUCUGGGAUGGAAAUCAGUGACUUAACGAUGGAGCUCAGUGACCUCGGCCAAGAAAUAACACAAGGAGUUAGGAGUUCAACUCGAGCAGUUCGUUUGGCAGAAGAAAGAUUGAGACGGUUGACAAACAUGAACCCAAUAGUAUCCGUGCAGGAAGCGGCCCCAAGAAAAGCCCAGAUAGCAAGGCCAGUUCUAGCUAGAACUGCACGGGGCAUAAGGGAGGGAAUUGUUAAAGGUCGUGCCAUCCUGCAAAUGUUUUUCACUCUAACCCGGUAUUCUAAAAUUCUCCUGAACUACUUCUCUUCUCGAGCAAAGGCAUAGCCCAAGGUCCUAGUUAAUCUGCUAGUGGGAACGUUGAAUGCUUCCAUAUUUAUACAUCCUUUGGUUGGACAUUUGAUUUCAAAUAUGCAUCUUUGCUUCAAGUCCCCCAGAAAACUCUUAUGUCUAAUUCUUAGUCAUGCAUGUUAUUUUAUGUUUGAUCUUCGCUUGUCAGAUGUCAACUGUAUGUAUUGAUCAUUUUGCUAGUCGAGGACUGCAAAAACUGUUAAUCAUGUCGUUUUAGCUGA
This is a messenger RNA of Sesamum indicum (sesame), 1058 nucleotides long. RefSeq lists its product as uncharacterized. Lineage: Eukaryota; Viridiplantae; Streptophyta; Magnoliopsida; Lamiales; Pedaliaceae. The record is from RefSeq and is a predicted model, not a curated record.